Porites lobata is the source of this 20437-nucleotide messenger RNA. The record is from the annotation of a GenBank genome assembly. NCBI's taxonomy places the organism in Eukaryota, Metazoa, Cnidaria, Anthozoa, Scleractinia, Poritidae.
GUUGGUUGAAGACUUGCUACGAGGAUUCUCUAAGGAAAAUUUUGGUGAUCGAGAUGGAAACUAUUUUCCUGUUGUCCAUGGCCGUACUCAAGAUGUAAAGUUGUUUACCCUGAUGAUAAGGCAACCUCGGUCCGUCCUGGAACGUCCAUUUAAACACCAUAAGUACAUAAUUCUUGCAGAAAUGGAAAAGUAUGUAGUUGAGAACGGGACUGAAGAAUUUGAAGCCUUGAAGAACAAAUUUGUUAAGAGAGAAGAUCCUGAAAUAACACUAGAUGAGGAAGAUGGUACAGGAGCUGCAAGGUAAAUUACAUCACUCUGCAUAACGCCGAAGAAUUUGAAUAGGUAAAAGCAUGAUUUGUAGUGAUAUUUGGCCUAAAUACCAGGAAUGAUAUUUCAAAAUUGUUAGUAUAGGUAAUAGCAUGAUUUUUAGUGAUAUUUGGCAUAAAUACCACGAGUGAAAUUUCGAAAUUGUUAUACGUAAUUUCACGAGCCGUUAGGCGAGUGAAAUUUGAGACAAUUUUGAAAUAUCACGAGUGGUAUUUAUGCCAAAUAUCACGUACAAAUCAUGCUAUUAUUUGUUUAUACUACUACGUUCAAAAGGUUUAUAAUUUCACAUGUAGGUAUUUCAAAUUAAGCUGAAAUACCACUGCUCUAUGCCAAUCAAAUUGCAGAAAUUUCUCAAGUAGUAGUAUGAAUAAAAGUAAUAGCAAUAUCUUCCACUUACAGUUUUAUAUCAAUCAUUUAUAACAAGAAAGAAAAAUGGGACAGAGAGGGAAUCUUAGGGCGUUGCCGGGAUAUGUAAAUUUCACCAAAGUUAUUUUUAGAGGUUGUAAUUAAACGGAAGUUGAAUUCCUGAGACAUCCGCAUAUUUAAAUCGAUGGCUUGAAACGUACUUUAGUGCCUCUAAGAAAACAAUACAGAAUAUUUUAAUGGCGACUGUUGAAUUCUCUCUUGACAACACUGAAUAAACGUCUGAGGUUCUCGCCGGUAAACCAACUUCCGAUUAGUUUCAAGCGUUUAUUUGGUCUAAAAAUACUUCUUUGUGAAAUCUACAAAUCCCAAGGGCUACACUGGGCCUUUUUCCCUGUCUGUCCCAUUAUUGUUUUUUUAUAUAACGAUUUUUCAUCAGGUCAACGCCCUCGACGGCUUUCAAAAUUUCAAAUUAUCAUUACGAAAGAAGUCGACUAGUAAAGGCUAGAUUUUAUAACUCGGUGAGAUCUAAAAACAACGUAAUUGCACUAGUUACUACAGCAAGUAGUUUUUGGAAGGGUUAUUUUUAUUAUUUAUUACUAUUUUUUACUUUAAAUUAUGCAUAAUUCUUUAUAUUCAUCAUUCGAAAUAGUGACCUCCAUUUAAACGAGUCCAAAAUUCCAUUUACUUAGGCAGUUUCAGAAUUGUUUUCUAGAUGCGAUUAUUUUGUGUUUCUUAUUCAGAACGGUAGAAAUGGAAACUCAGGCUGCUGAUUACGCCAAUGCAGGGAUUAGAAUGAAAGAAGAUCUGGGAUUCUUACAUCUAGGGAAAAUUGAUCAGGAGUACAUACCGGACCCGGACUUACGUCAUAUAUUGGCAAAAACAGUCCUGGAUAGUAAUAAAACAGGAGUGUUUGAAGACCAACAACUGCGUUUGAUAACCUCAGUAAUUUUCAGUCAAUGCUUUGCAGUUAAAGGCAACAGAAAGAAAGAGGUAUUUUAACCUCUGAUAACUACAGUAUGUACGGUGGUCCUCGGUCCGGCCAGCCCCUGGUCCGGCCUGUUUUACUUUGUAAUGUAAUUUUCGGGAAGAAAAUAAUGUUACAAUACAAACGGAACUUUUUCAUGUUUAUUGAUCUGUUUACCUUCUUAAGCUCGAUUCGAGGUUUUCCUGAUGCUAGCGAACGCUGGAAAAUCAAGUUAACGCGAACGUAGGUGAAUUUUGCUCUGUUAUUUGUGUCUUUUUUUAUGGCGCCAUAAAUUACUUAGAUAUAUUUUGAAUUCACGCAUUUGCGAUUAAGUGCGUUAAGAAAGAUAAUUUUUGGUGUACACGACGUAAAAGAAAUGUUCUUUCGACUUGCAAAAAAAUUCGUUCGACGGGUUGAAAUUUAAAACUAAAGUUGUAGAUAGUACAUCAAAGUAAGUUUUGCUGUCCUCGGUCCGGCCACCGGACGAGAACAUAAACCAGCCAAAUAGUGAUUGAAUAGGGAAAGCCUCAGCUGAAAGUUCAAUUUUCGUUUCGUUUAGUUCUUAGUAAAUUAAGAUUCAUGAACUGAAGUGCGGAUCUUUCAACUUUGAGUCACAUCUUAAGUAAAGCACUUUCAUUGAGUGGAGUAAAUAAUAAAAACUGCGUCAAGCAUUCAAGUUAAAUGUAUUGCUCGAGACUUUCCAGUAGCACUGCACUUUAUUCAUUCAGUAAUGAUAUAGAAGGCCAUAACAAGGAAGCUUAUAUCCGUCAGAUCAGUUUCAUUAGGGAGGGUAGUUUUAGGUUCUAACAAGCAAAACAUUACUCUGCAUGAACUGCACGUGCAUGAUGGCGCACACUUGCCGGAUCUUUUAGGUCGGAUUUCUUUGCCGUUGCUGCACGACUAAGACAUAAAAUUUCCUGAUAGGAAGUUUUUUUUUUGAGGCCGUAUACAAGCGACGGAAAAUUUUUCUUUCUCUCUAAACUUUGAUUGAAUUCAUUUAAUUUAGUGGCGAUUUCGCUGCCAUCGCAUCGUUCGCACAGAAGUGAAUAAUUCUUCAUAAGACCAAACUAUAGCUCUUUACACAGAAAUCUCAUUUGGUUUCGAAGUUAAAAUGAUGCCUACAGAAAAUAUACAGGAAUUUAGAUCAGUUGGUGCUUGGAAAGCUUCUUUUUGCGCAUUGUUUGCAUGCCGUCUUACAAAGUGGCUAAAGUGGCCGGACCAAGGAACUAAUGGCCGAACCAGGGACCUUCAAACGGAGAGAUCAUUUUCUAUGAUGAAGCAUUUUCGGCAUAGCUCAGAAGCUGUCGGUUUGUCACAAGAUAGUAAAAUGUUACAGCAAUUCACAGGACAAAUUUCAGCUCACUACUGCUCUUCUAAGGUAAAAAAAAAUACUCAUUUACGUCCUCUUCGUCCGGACCAAGGACCAUGCACAUACUUAAUACUUCAUUCCUUUAUGAUUCAUAGUAAUAAAUAAAAGAAUAAAAAGGAUACAGCUAAGCACCUAUAGUAAGGAAAACCUUGAGAAAAGUUUGGUACUCUUUCAUCAAAAACUGCUGAACCAGAUCCAAAUGAGCAAAUCAAACGUAAGAUCUACUUUAAAGCAAUGUGAAGGCUAUUGAAAAAAAAAAAAAUUGUCCAGUUAAUCGUGUUAUUUUCGAAGGUGGAAGUGGACGCAGGAUUCAAAUUUUUGACCUUCUUGGCUCAGUUGAGGGCAACCUUCAGGAGGACUGAGAUUCCUCCAAGUAUAGCAAUAAGGAAGAAUACUAGAGGACCAAUCCUGUUCCAGUGUUGCCGUGUUGUCUUUAACAAGGAGAAAAACACUUUGGAACUCCCCAAGGGAGAGGUUGUUGGUAAAACUGUAAACAGAUGUAAAGAAGACGAGGAGGAGGAGGCCGAGUACGAAAACACCGCAGUUAGCUUGGAGGAGGACGAGGAGAGUAAAUUGACUGGUUAGAUCAAAAUAUAAUUCUGGGUUUCUCACGUUGUCUCAUAUUCGCCAAAAAAAAAUAGUGAUCACAAUUAUCAUUGGGUGCUUCCAGUGUCUUGCUGGAGGUGAAAAUGGCGAUAUCAGUUUUUCCGGAAGAGAAUUUUAAUAGCUGUAUUAAGCUGAUGUUUAGUCGUUCUUUACAUGAUGUUAAAUAACAAUGUUAAUAUUAAUAAAGGCGAUCAACUAGCAUGUUAUAGUGAUUAGCCAAGCCUAAAAGCGAAGCUUCCUGUUACAUACUUACAAAUACAGUACAAGUAGAUCAGAAGAUAAAAUAAUACACUGUAGUAAUGAGGCCAGUUACUACACAUAUAAUUUGUGUCCCACUAGUGCCUUUCGAAAGAUUCAGUGUUAUUUUGCCAACAACGGAAAGUCACUCUUUAACAAAUCUACACUCAAUAUUUUCUAUAUCCUAGAUUUUUUGACAACUGACGAUAUUGCGAAACUGGAGGAGAUAAAGGAUUCAGUUUUGAAACCUACCAAGAACAGAGAGAAGCGUAAAGAACGGGUCAAAAAGUACCUGAAGUGGGUAAGAACAAUUACAGCAAAUAAUCAGUCACGUUCAAAUCAAUUUUCUUAAACCUCGAACCAAAUGAUUUUUUGGCGAAUUUUUUCAAAAUGUUCUUCAGCACGAGUUUCGCCAAUUCUACUUUCUAUAAAAAAUACCUGGAAAAAAAGUUUCGUGAAAACUUUGAUGACAAUCGGUUACCAUGGGUACGAGAUGACUUACUUGAUCUGAAAUAAAAAUAUUUUUAAGCAAAAAAAAAACGGUUUUAUAAAUAAGUUAUUCAUGCGAAGAAAAGACAAACUUAAGAACGUCUAAUUGCAACAUAUUUUAGACUAAAAGACGAAACGCACUUCUUUCGAACACUUCACUAUUCUAUCCCUCUCUAGAUUUUCUCCGUGCUAAGGUUUCUUUGCGCCGUCUGCCCUAACACGCUUUCAAUAGGCAUUUAUGGCGAAAUUAUAGUCAACUAUUCCAGCCUCUAAUUUCAGUUCAGGUUCGUGAAAACGAUUUAAACUAUUUUGAGCAGGGAGCUUAAGUCUGCAACAGACUGGUAUUCAGUCAGAGUAAGACUAAGUGGAUGCUAUCUAGAACUAGACAAAAACUGAACACUGACUGAAACUUUCGUCAGACAUUGCAAAUGCAACUUCUUGGGAAUACAUUGAGGGAGUACCGAGCUUUUGCUGUCCAGGAGAUCGUUAGAUCAGUAUACGCUAUAAGUAGACUAACAACUGGCGUUUUCACUCAUUACUUUUCAGUUUGUUGACGCGCUGUCACUGCCAAAAAGGCCAGCAGUGGAAAAGAGAGUGUUGUCACUUGACAAGCCCGUCACUGAUGUGGACUGUGAAUUUCUACGAACCAUUUAUGUUCCUGCCAAUAAGAAUAGUUCAACGCUGACUUUCCCGAAUUUCUUCAACGACGAAAAACUUCAGGGAUAUGCAAUUGUUUUGAACAUUCUCUCUGGUAAGACAUGAAACGUGACACAUAUGGACAGGAGAAACGGGCCACAGGAAAAACUCUCCUGAACUUAUGUCAUUAAAAAAGUAGAAGAUAUUUUUUUCAAACUGCAUCUGAAGAUCGCUUAUCGUGUCCACUGUUGUGAUCAAGGAUAAGUGAAUAAGGAAGAUUUAAGGGAAAAAACUUCGUUUUUAUUUGUUUCACUAAUUAACAUAACUGAUACUGAUUAUAAAUACGAUGGGAGAUCAGCUAAUCGCAAUUCAGACAAAAGGCUAUGAAAGACCAUCUUGUAAAGAAUUAAGAAACAAUAUUACGAUCAAAUCCAGUUAGCCGCAAUCUGAAGUAAUGGUACAAUGGUCGACGAAAGAGUUUUAUAGGUGAAUUUAUUUUGAUGAUAACUGAGGUAGGAUUUUUAUCUAAGAUUUAAGGUCCAGGAAUAAUAAAUUAUAAUCAUUUGUUUGAAAUAAAUUGAUUUCGGAUCACAGAUCAAGUUCAAGAGAUGGUUACAAUCUUUGCUGGGUGAGGGGGAUUUGAGUUUUGUUUAAUACUGGACUGUAUCAAUAAUUUGAUGUUACUGAAUUGCAGAUUAAGUUUUCUUUCUCGAUGCACUCAACAGAUUUGUCGGAGGAAACCUGGGAUGAAAUCGAGAAAGCCUGGGCCGAGCAGGAAGAGCCUUCGGAGUAAAACAAAAGAAGUAGCUGAUUGUUUUCAGGAGCAAUUUGAGUUUGCAUCACACGAGUCAAUGUUGUAGUUGCGCGAUGUGACACAUAUUUGAAAUAGUCCUUUAAUUGGAAGUAAUAUGAUACCCCGGUCAUAAUCACGUGGUUUCCAAUCAUUACCCCUACAGAGACUCAAAAUGUCCACAAGUUAGUACUUGUAAUCAAAUAGUGACGAGUGAAAUUAGGGAAUAAUUUCACGCGUGUUUUGUCCAAAUCCUAAUUAUUUCCCGAGCCUUUUGAUUACCAAUUGAUAUUAUGGAUGACGAAUUGCACUCACAGUAGUUGGUUUUGGACAAAUUUAUCACGUUGAUUAUAGAUUGAGAACUCCGCGCACUGAAAACUUUAGAUCUUAAAUUUUGCCUUAAGUUCAGAAUUGAUGUGCUUUUUCGUGUGUUUAGGUUUUCUAAAGCGUCUUUUAAUGCCCGUGACAUCUUCAUUCAUAACAUUUUAAAACUUCGUCGCUAUCUUUUCACUGACACGUACGGAAGGUUUCCAUUUCACAUGUGAAAUUACAAAUUAAUGCUGAAAUUUCGCGGCCAAAAUUAAGGAGUAAUUCGUCACCCAUGAUAUUAUAAUUACAAUGAUAUAAUCUUGAUUUGUGCAUUAUACAUGGCUCGUUUAUUAGUUUUAGACCAGAAUACUUAGUAGUUAUUAGAGACCCUUAGAUUCGAGGACGAGGACGACUAAGCGGAUCAGAUUUAACUUUUCUCGUCUUCUGAAAGAAAUAGAUACCUCGGAAAGUUUCAUUGUGCUUUUCUCCACCAAAUUAUUUGACAUUAUUAUUUUACUGAAGGAGAUUAAUCCGUCUCCCUAUCCUAAAAUGAUAAAAAUUCUAACAUUUGUCAACUUGUUUCCGCCACUUCGACAUUCUCGCCAAAAUUCGUAGUAGGAUGACUACGGCUAUCACGUUUUCACGCCAAAAUGACUUUGGUUCAUGCGCGUGCACUAAAAACUCGUACCUGUAGUCUCACUCGUCUCAGAAUCUAACGGUCUUUAUUGAUCGGGACGUUUCGAUCGCUUACUGCUGGUUUCAGUUACGCUUUAAUGCAGAUUUGCUGUGAGGUACUAUUAGUGGCACCGUGGCUGGUUGUUAAUUUCUAUCCUUUGCAUUGUCAUUUUUUUCUUUGCCCACGGGGGUUCGUUUUGUCCCUUAACUCUGUAAUGACAGCUUGUGUUAAGGCGUACUUCUAAAUCUUAGUGAGUAAUUUGGAGGACCGUGAGUAGAAAAAUCGACACCGUCGCUUGAUGAAGAGGACUAGCAGUAAGCAAUCGAAACGUCGUGAUCAAUAAGAGACAACAGUGAGACAAACGUUAAACAAGCCCUUUUAAUAAUUACGGUAUAGGCCCUCGGAGAGUACAUUAGAUAAUUGCAUUGUAACGGGUGGUAAAUUACCGAGACAAAUGUCUGCUAUGUUAGAAGUUUGAGCUCUGAAGGUUUUAUGUUUACAAAAUAUGUAUAUUGUAUUAGUUUAAAGUUUUAUAACCAAAACCCCCCUGCCAAGAAUUUCUGUACUUUUCUAGGAAGUUACACCAACAGUGAAGUUAAUACCUGUGCGUAUGUGUUCAAAAAUUUCAAAUGGCUGUCUGAAGUCUUGUCAUCAGCUUUUAUUAAUUACAAUUACGGUAAAAUUUAGGCCCUGUCCGCCCGUAUUCGUAGUGUUUUUGCAUCGUUUUCGCCCGUCCAAACGUAUAACAUAAAUCGAUUUGAAAACGAUAACUUACCCGACUGCGCAUGCUUGACGCAUAUGCCUCUUGACACCGGUAGCGAAAGUAACCCAACAAUGUUCUGCCGCCUCCUGGAAUAGUCAGCUUGAUUAAUUAACAAAGCUAAAUUUUCUUGAAAACAACCAACUAGGUUAGAAAUAAGCCCAAGUAAAAAAGACAAGAAAGGGAAGCGCCCGUCUGCCAUCUUGAAUAAGUUCCUAAUAUUGCGCGGAGUGGAUUGGAGCUGAUAGUAUGACCUCAGCGUUUUCGAAAAGUUCCGUUGUCAUUGAUCGUUUUCAUCGGAUACGUCUGGACGGAAGCCGUGUUCCUAAAGAAAAAGUUGCGUUUUCAAAUCAAAACGGAUACUUGUGGACAGGGCCUUACAUGAGAUAUUAUCGUGUUUUACGGUCCACCUUUCUUUCUUGCAGCCCGGAUUUCCAAUUAUUUACUAGCCUAGCUCGUUUUUUAUUAACCAUAUUCGAAUAUCUAGAUUGUAUAAAGAUUCAUUUCGCUGAGGGAUUAUUUGUGUUCCCACAGGGGGCAACAUGGUUAAUGGUUGUUUUGGAGAAAAAAAAUGUUCUGUGUAAUUUUAAGCUUUUUAUACUAUCACUUUUACCAGUAAAUUACCCAGCUACAGUUAUCGUGCUUUGUUUGAACACGUAAGCUAACUCCGGCUAAUAAAGUCCGUGAAGCAGCGCUAAGAUCCUUGUUCUGGACUCCUGACUAACUGAAGAAAUUACCAAAAGUGUGUUUUGAAUUUCCCUUUACCCUGAUUGGCGAAUCGAUAAUUUCAUAUUCAACUUGCCAAUAAUAGUGUGCACUCAAAUCGUGGUACACAGCUAGGUGCUCAAAACAAGGACGUAACAAAAGGUUUUAGUUUCGUUUAUCACACAGGAGUAGCUACAGUCAACUCCUCGGACAGUGCGUUGGUGUCCUUUUAUAGCAACAGUCCGUGAUGGCGCGAUGAUGACUUUGGAAACAUCUGUUAUAUAAAUGGGUAACAUAGAUUUUACAUUUAGGCUGACUGUAGUUCCUCUAGUGCGUUAAGUAUUUUAAUGGAAUGGAUGAACAUUAGGCAGGAGACAAUAUAAGCGGUCGUGAGAGUUGGAGAGGAAGAGGGAGCUUAAAACUCAUUAACACAGGCAAGCAUUAACCUUCCAAUGCUAGUGUUCUCUUUUCCUUCAGUGACAGGGCCUCUGUGAUAGCAAGAAUUGACUGUACUUACUGGGUUAAGUAAACUGCGAGUAAACUUCUUAAAAAUCACUUUACUAGUUGUGCUCCAGACAAUUUGUAUAUGUUGUGGUCCAUUUUUAUCUUUGGUUUAAUUUUUUUUGUUUAAAGCCAUUAUCAUGCAUUACCAUGCCCAAAAACAAAUGGACAUAAAUUGAACCACAACAUAUACAGUUUUUAAAACUGCAUUACGUUCCCCCAUGUGGAAGUUUGUUGCCUUAUGACUUGUGAACAUAAUUUAACACUUUAUGUCUUUUUAUGAAGUAUUUUUAUUUGUUAAUUGGUAGCUGUAGAAAGCUCAAAAUCCUACUUUUUAAGAAUCUACAGGGAUAGUUACAUAAAUAUUAAAACAUUUGAACGUCAUUAAAAUUGUCUUAUAUGAAUACGCCGACUGUUUUAAAACCCUCAGCACAAAUCACCCAACUCUCUCUCAUUUCACUUCAAUAACAUCACAUCACAUCGAUCGCCGUCGACGGUAGAGGCGGUUCUGGUAGUAACCACAGUCGUAAUCUCGUAGGCGUUUACCUCAAACAACAGCUGGAAAUGACAGUCGGUUAUGGAGGCGAGACACGAUGAUGAUGAUGAUAAUCUACAAAUUAAAUACCAUUGGAGAUUUUCAUAGUUAUGUUGAUGACUCUUAACUUUGUUUAUCCUCUAACCUAAGCUGUUCUUGAAAUUAAGAUCAUGAUGUAUCAGGGACGUCAAGCAUUUCAUUUACUCCGACAAACUUAUGCUUAACGACGUCAAAAACGAAUUUCCAGGCAUAGAACCACGGUAUCUAUUAAAAAAUGGCUGCUGUCAGCGCCGUCAGGUUAUCGUGAUGUUUCCAAAGUGAGGAUUGUGCGGAAUUUGGGAGCGUGAUUCGAUGACCAGUUAACUUAAUGACGUACACAUUCCUAAAAAACUACACUAGUCCUUUCUUUUAUUCACUAUUUUGUUAGUAGCUAAAUAGUCUACCAUGAUAGUCUGUUAUACAGUCUGCUUAAGUACCUCAACACCAUUUUAUUAGGAUUGGUUACUUUUCUGAUGCUUUAAGAGAUACAAGAGGUUCUGGUGAUAAAAACGGACAGGGAGGGGGCCAAAGAGAAUCUUGGGCACAAAGUCAAGAUAACUUAAGGUUAUUUUGACUGAAACUGGUCACAACUGUUAUCAAUGAUUAAGAGAAAGUGGGUAAGUACUUUAUGCCAUGAAAGAACUAAGAGUGAACACUGCAAACCCAGUGAGAGUUAAUGCAAUUACAAACCACAAGACCACAUUUAGACUGCUACUUUCGGACCAUAGACCCAAGUCAAAAAUGGCCACUGGAAUUAAUAUUUUUUAGCAUCUCUUCUCCGCGGAGGCCUCUUUGUGUUGUGGGCAGGCUGGGGAGAAAGGAAAAGAGAGCGCUUUCUUUUUUUUUUCGAUUAUUGCUAUUUUUAUCCAGCGGGAACCUCUGAGGAGGAGAGAGGUCUUUAGCUGAAAUGAAAAUUAGUCGCACUAACCUCCCUCGAGAUGACUGGUAUUCCUGUGUCUAGGCUAGUAAGACUGAUUUUAAUAUGAACAAAAAAAAAUAUUAAACGAAUGGCAACUUUUCCAUAUGGUCUAGGAGCUUAGGAUAUCUAAAAAAGCUUUAGUAUUGCUAAUAACAUUUCACAUUCGAACAAGUUGUAUGUAUAAAGGAGAAAAUGUAAAUAUAGGCUACGAAACCGAUCAAACGGUUUGCUGGCUAUUUCGGUUUGUGUAACAUGACUCUUUUUUAUAAUGGUAUCGUCUUCUAAAACUGUGUCAUGAUGCAUCUAGUGUGAUUGGUGCCAACGAAUACGCAGUUUAAUCAAUCAUAUCCAUAUAUUUAUGCUGUUUUCGAGUUUAACUCUAUAAAGCGUACGUUUUGUUUUCCCGCGUAACAUUUUUUCAUGUACUGAAUAUAAACAUUGCAUUGAGUAAUAAAAAAAUCUACUGAGCCGAGCCUUAUUUUGUCCUUUUAAAUUUUAAAACUUGAACUGACAGAGAGUAAACAACCAUAUCCUUCCAUUAUCAUCAUCAUUAUCAUCAUCAUGAUACAAAAAGGGUUGUGAAACACAUCAUUACUUAAAAAGGCCGGUAGGAAUAAAAGUCAUUAGCCAUAAAAAUUCUCGGGUUAUCCGCACUUAUCACACUUUAUUCAGCCUAUCAGCUUCCAGAGGGCGAGAUGAUAAACACAUAUUUAAUGAGACUCAGGGAAGUAAAUAAAAGGGUCUGAGACGAGGCUGACUGUUGAGUAAUAGCUCGAAGGAAUUCAGCUACUUAACCUGCGGGGAAGGUCUGAACAGAUUACAUCAUAAAAAUUCUUUUCUCUUGCAAGGUAAGGUGACUGAAAACCGCCCUUAAAACCCCUUUUGUUGAUAUAAGUAAAAGAAAAACUCCAAAAAUGUAAGGAAUACGAAAUUGGCGAUAUUUAGGUGUUAGAGACUGAUAUGAGUGCUGAAUUAACAGAAAACAAACAAUAGCCGUGCAGUGAAAGAGUAAAAGAGAAUUCUUCUGCACAGUAACCGUCCCUAAUUUGGAAACGUUCUUUGCAGAGAAUACAAAGGGGCAAAAGCAGAAAGUUCAAUUUCCAUAGAAAGAAUCGUUUGGUCAGGCAAUAAACUUACUGAGGAAAAUACUGGGCGAAGUAUCGCUAUUGUUAAAGACAGGGAGUUAGAACAAAAAAUGGAAUUAGUAACAAAUACUGUAAAAUGCAAAGAACUAAAUCCGUCUGGAGUGUCCGAGUUCAAGGUGAUUAGAUGGAAGAGCCCAAUUAUGCCAACAAAUAGCAGCAACACUCAGGUCUGGAAUAAAUGUUAACCGCUUCCGGCCUUGAGAAAGGCCUUGAGAACUUAAUUGAGAGCGAAUGUAUUUUUUAAUGUCCUAAAACCUCUUUUUUUCUGAGUUAGGGCGGUAUGUUUAAGAACACCAACAGCGAAGGCGUCGUGUCGUGUUUAAGAACGUAAACAACAAACUAAAAUUCCAGGGUUUACACAUUAAAAUGCAACACGCGAUACAUAAAUAUGCACCAGGAAAGGAAUUUGAUUUUUUCCCCUUGCAUACUAAUACUAACCCCCUUCGCACUGAUUAAUUAACGGUUUAUUUGGCCCUCUUUUCCUUUGUUACAAUCAAACCCUCGCUUGUGUUUGAAGACUGUUGAUUUGGAAAUGUCAACGUCAAAUCUUAAAGCCGUUUCUCCAAGCUAUUGAAGGUUCAGGAAAACUGAGGAAGGCAGAUGUAAACAAUUAUAGAAGCAUACGGUUUUCAGUUUCAUUCCUGAUCAGUUUCUUUCAAUAUCUUAUUUUUAGAGGACUGAACACGCACAUACAAGCCUGAAACUAUUAUGGCGGUAAGUUGAAUGUAAUAUGUUCCCUGAUUCUUGAAUCCAGAGUCUUGCUACAAAAAGGUUAAUUUAUAUUCAAGUUGCUUGUCCUUUUCUUCAUUUUUUUACUCUUUCAUUCACGUGUGUUCGGUGAUGAACAGUAUAUUUUAUAUACGCAUAAUACUGAUAUUACUAUAGUAAGAACCCGGGUGGUCUAAGCUGUCAGAAAUUUGCUAUUUUAACAACCAAAAUACUAACAUAAGAGCUGUACCUGAUGCCAAGCAAGAUCAAGAAAGUUCUUUUUUGUGACAUACAGUUAAAUAGACCUUGUCACGGGUUUCGACGCCAUCUUGACGAGUAGGCAAACAUGGGAGAAAUUACAGUGUUUGUAUGAGAAUCUAAAGUCAAAUAAUUUCAACGGCUGUUCUGAAAAAAAAAAUAUGACUUGUAAAUUAAAGCUACAAAACAAAGGAUUGUACUAAAAAAAAUUUGGGGCCUACCUGCGCUUAAAUUUUUCCAGAGGCUUGCUUUAGAUUUUCAAUAUACUUGUCUGUAAUUUUUCGCCGGACUUUCUUAUAGACAAAUGUAUAGAAAAUUUUAAAAAGUAGUUCUAGGUCUCCUAGCGCACGUAACGCCCUCAAUUUGUUUCAGUUGAAUCCUUAGGAGUGAAGCUUUAGUUUACAAGUCAUAUGUUUUUCAGAACAGCCGUUCUACGGAAAUUAUUCGACAUUAGAUUCCCAUACAAACACUGUAAUUUCGCACGCGUUUGCCGACUCGUCAAGAUGACGUCGACAACCGUGACAAGGUCUAUCAUGAUAAACAUUUUAAUCACGGAGUUUGACCUUGAGAUUGGAAAUUUUAUAGCAGUCUUAUAUAAGAAAAUACAAACCGAAUUUAAGAAUUAAUCCUCUUAGGCUGAAUUGCAAAUCACUUCUUGCCUUGUUGAUGAACGCUUGAUUGACAGGCGUUCGAAAGCGGUGAAGAGAAUUCGGGUACACUGUAAACGUUAGGCGGAUGACUAUUUCGAGUUACCGACGUAAAAGAAGGAGUCUUUACCAUUACCUUUUUUUGAAAGGUGAAGACGAAAAUCAAUUGAGGUCGGCUGCGUCUUGACGUAAUAUAUCAAGCAUGAGAUGCAGUGUUUCAUCCCAAGAGGAAAACUGAAUAUACGACGCGCAGUUUGAGGUGUUUCAUUUGGUGAUGAAACACUGUGUCGAAUGCUUGAUAUUACUUCUCAGACAAAAUUAAUGAUUUUAGAGGGAGAAAUUAAGGAUGCAAAACUGAGCAGUUUUUCAUCUGAUUUCCAAACACUCAAUAAACAUUAAUUUGCUUUCAAUUGUAUUUUCUUCGUGAAUUAUUAAUGAAUUUGAGAAGAUAUUUAUCUAACUCCUUCAUUUCAGUUUUUAUUAUGUAGGGCCAAACAUCAUUUUUGUCUUUAUCUUUAUACAUUUAAGCUGGUUGAAGACUUGCUACGAGAAUUCUCUAAGGAAAAUUUUGGUGAUCAAGAUAGAAACUAUUUUCCUAUUGUCCAUGGCCGUACUCAAGACGUAAAGUUGUUUACCCUGAUGACAAAGCAACCUCGGGGGUCUGUCCUGGAACGUCCAUUUAAACACCAUAAGUACACAAUUCUUGCAGGAAUGGAAAAGUUUGUAGUUGAGAACGGCAAAGAAGAAUUUGAAGCCUUGAAGAACAAAUUUGUUAAGAAAGAAGAUCCUGGAAUAAGACUAGAUGAUGAGGAUGGUACAGGAGCUGCAAGGUAAAUUACAUCGCUGUUACAUAACGCCGAAGAAUUUGUAUAGAUAAUAGCAAGAUUUGUAGUGAUAUGUAUAGGAAAAAGCAUGAUUUGCAGUGAGUAUGCAUGCUAGGUAAUAGAAAGAUUUGUAGUGAUAUGUGUACUAGGUAAUAGCAUGAUUUGCGGUGAUAUUUGGCAUAAAUACCACGAGCGAUAUGUCGAAAUUGUUAUGCGUAAUUUCACGAGCCGUUAGGCGAGUGAUAUUUGAGACAAUUUUAAACAUCACGAGUAGUAUUUUUGCCAAAUAUCAUGUACAAAUUAUGCUAUUAUUUGUGCAUACUACCACGUUCAAAGGGUUUAUAAUUUCACAUGUAGGUAUUUCAAAUUAAGCUGAAAUACCACUGCUCUAAGCCAGUCAAAUUGCAGAAAUUUCUGAUGUAGAAGUAUAAUUGGCCUAAAUACAACGAAUGAUGUUUGUUAUACGUGAAAUUUGAGACAAUUUUGAAAUAUCACGAGUGGUAUAUAUAUUGGUAUUGGUGCCAAAUAACACCUACAAAUCAUGCUAUCAUUUGUUUAUACUACUGCUCACAAAAGGUUUUGUAAUUUUUAUGAUCACAUGUAGGUAUUUCGAAUUAAGCUGAAAUACCACUGCUCUAAGCCAAUCAAAUUGCAGAAUUUUCUCAUGUAGUAGUAUGAAUAAAAGUAAUAGCACUAUCUUCCAGUUACAGUUUUAUAUCAAUCAUUUAUAACAAGAAAGGAAAAUGGGACAGAGAGAGAAUCUUAGGGUGUUGGGCAGGAUAUGUGAAUUUUACCAAAGUUAUUUUUAGAGGUUGUAAUUAAACGGAAGUUGAAUUCCUGGGACUUCCGCACAUUGAUAACACUGAAUAAACGUUUGAGGUUCUGGCCGGUAAACCAACAUCCGAUAUGCGAUUGGUUUCAAGCGUUUGUUUGGUCUUUCUUUGUGUGAACACCUUUUUCCCUGUAUGUCCCAUUAUUGUUUUUUUAUUUCAAUAUAACGAUUUUUUAUCAGGUCAACGCCCUCAAUGCCUUUCAAAAUUUCAAAUUGUUAUUAAGUAUAAGAAGCCGACUAGUAAAGGCUAGAUUUUAUAACUCGGUGACAUCUAAAAACAAUGUAACUGCGCUAGUUACUACAGCUAGUAGAUUCGGGAAGGUUCAUUUUUAUUAUUUAUUGCUAUUUUCUUACUUUGAAUUAUGCUUAAUUCUUUAUAAUCAUCAUAAAAAAGAGUUACCUCCAUGUAAACGUGUCAAAAAAUUCCCUGUACUUAGGCAGUUUCAGAAUUGGCGUCUAAAUGCCAUUAUUUUGUGUUUUUGUAAUUCAGAAUGGUAGAAAUGGAAACCCAGGCUGCUGACUGCGUCAAUGCAGGGAUUAGAAUGAAAAAAGAUCUGGGAUUCUUACAUCUAGGGAAAAUUGAUCAGGAGUACAUACAGGACCCGGACUUACGUGAAAUAUUGAAAAAAACAGUCCUGGAUAGUAAUAAAACAGGAGUGUUUGAAGGCCAACAACUGCGUUUGAUAACCUCAGUAAUUUACAGCCAAUGCUUUGCACUUAAAGGCAAAAGAAAGAAAGAGGUAUUUUAACUUCUGAUAACUACAGUAUGUGGUCCUUGGUCCGGCCGGUUUUACUUUGUGAUGUAAUUUUCGGGAAGAAAAUAAGGUUACAAUACAAACGAAACUUUCCCAGUGUUUAUUGAUCUGUUUACCUUAAGCUCGAUUCGAGGUUUUCCUGGUGAUAGCGAAGGCUGGAAAAUCAAGUUAACGCGAACUUAGGUGAAUUUUGUUUUGUUGUUUGUGUCUUUUUUAUGGCGCGUUAAAUUGCUUGGAUAUAUUUUGAAUUCACGUAUAUUCGAUUAAGUGCGUUAAGAAAGUUAAUUUUUGGUGUACACGGCGGGGAGCAAGGGAUGGCGCAGUGGUGAGAGCGCUCGGCUCCCACCAAUGUGGCCCGGGUUCAAAUCCCGCUGUCGACGCCAUAUGUUGGUUGAGGUUGUUGUCGGCUCUCUCCUUUGCUUAGAAAUGUUUUUCUCCAGGUACUCCGGUUUUUUCCUCUCCUCAAAGACCAAGAUUUCCAAAUUCUAAUUCGACCAGGAAUCAGGUAGAUGAAGAACCACUUUUUGGAUGUGCUACUUCCGAAUCAUUAUUUAUUUAUUGAAAAGAAUUGUUCUUUCGACUUACAAAAAAAUUCGGUCGACAGGUUGAAAUUUAAAACCAAAGUUGUCUAUAAUAUUCCUAUAGUAAGUCCUUGAGUCCGGCCACCGGACGAUAACGUUUCGUUUAGUUCUUAGUAAAUUAAGAUUCCACGAACUGAAGUGAGGAUCUUUCAACUUUGAGUCACAUUUUAAGUAAAGCGCUGUCAAUGAGUGGAGUAAAUAAUAAAAACGGCAUGAAGCGUUCAACUUAAAUGUAUUGCUCGAGACUUUCCCAGUAGCACUGCACCUUAUUUAUUAAGUAAUGAUAUAGAAGGCCAUAAAAAGGAAGCUUAUAUCCGUCCGAUCGGUUUCAUUAGGGAGCUUUAGCAAAGUCAAAAAAUUCAAGCGAUGGGUAGUUUUAGAUUUUUAAUUAGCAAAACAUUACUCUGCACGGACUGCACGUUUAUGAUGAUGCACGCUUUUCGGUCGCCGGAUUUCUUUGCCGUUGCUGUACGGCUAAAGAUGAUGUUACACGAGACAGUUCGCAACGACGAUUUUUAGCGCAACACAGCGUUGCAACAUUGUUGCGACAUUGUUUUGAAUAUUUCCAACAUUUUUCCAACAUUGCAACGCUGUGUUGCGCUAAAAAUCGUCUUUGCGUAUCGUCCCGUGUUAGAUCACCCUAAGACAUAAAAUUUCCCAGGCCCGCUUCCACGAAAGAUGAUUAAGUUUAACCCAGGAUCAAGCCAAAUUGUCAGCAUAGGUUUUCUAGUCUAAGAACAUGUAACUCGAACUUACAAAGUACAUUCGCACAGAAGUGAAUAAUUCUUCAUGAGACCAAACUAUAGCUCUUUAAACAGAAAUCUCAUUUGGUUUCGAGUUUAAAAUGAUGCCUACAGAAAAUAUACGGAAUUUAGAUCAGUUGGUGCUUGGAACGCUUCUUUUUGCUUCUUGUUUGCAAGCCGGCUUACAAAGUGGCCAAGUGGCCGGACCAAGGAACUACUGGCCGAACCAGGGGCCUUCAAACGGAGCGGUCAUUUUCUAUGAUGCAGCAUUUUCGGCAAAGCUCAGAAGCUGUCGGUUUGUCACAAGUUAGUAAAAUGUUACGGCAACUUACAAGACAAAUACUCCUCAGUCUUCUAAGAUAAAUAUACUCAUUUAUGUCCUUUUCGUCCGGACAGAGGACCACAUACUUUAUUCUUUUAUGAUUCAAAGUAAUAAAUAAAAGAAUUAAUUGAAUAUUGCUAAGCACCUAUAGCAAGGAAAACCUUGAGAAAAGUUAAUGGUACCCUUUCAUCAAAAACUGCUGAAUCAGAUCUGAAAUGAAAUGUAAGAUUUACUUUUAAGAAACUUGAAGGCUAUUGAAAAAAAAUGUUCAGUUAAUCGUGUUAUAUUCGAAGGUGGAAGUGGACGCAGGAUUCAAAUUUUCGACCUUCUUGGCUCAGUUGAAGGAAACCAUCAGGAGUAUUGACAUUCCUCCAAAUAUAGCAACAAGGAAGAAUACUCGAGGACCAUUCCUGUUCCAGUGUUGCCGUGUUGUCUUUAACAAGGAGACAAACUGCCUGGAAUUCCCCGAGAGAGAGCGAGAGUUUGUUUAUGCACGUGGAUGUAUUAGAAUCCCGAAAUGGGAAGAGGAGGAGAAGGCCGAGUACGAAAACACCGCAGUUAGCUUGGAGGAGGACGAGGAGAGUAAUUUGACUGGUUAGAUCAAAAUAUGAUUCUGGGUUUCUCACGUUCUCUCACAUUCGAAAAAAAAAUGUAGUGAUUACAAUUAUCAUUGAGUGCUUCCAAUGUCUUGCUGGAGGGGAAAAUGGGGAUAUCAGUUUUUCUGGAAGAGAAUUUUAAUAGCUGCAUUAAGCUGAUGUUUAGUCGUUCUUUACAUGAUAUGAAAUAAGAAUAUUAAUAUUAAUAAAGGCGAUAAACUAGCAUGUUUUAGUGAUUAGCCAAGCCUAAAAGCGAAGCUUCCAUUACAUACUUACAAGUACAAGUGCAAGUAGGUCAGAAGAUAAAAUAAUACACUGUCGAAAUGAGGCCAGUUAUUACAAAUAAGAUUUGUGUCCCACUAGUGAAUCCUUUCGAAAUAUUAAGUGUUUUGCCAACAACGGAAAGUCACUCUUUAACAAAUCUACACUCAAUAUUUUGUAUAUCGUAGAUUUUUUGACAACUGACGAUAUUGCGAAACUGGAGGAGAUAAAGGAUUCAGUGUUGAAACCUACCAAGAACAGAGAGAAGCGUAAAGAACGGGUCAAAAAGUACCUGAAGUGGGUAAGAACAAUUACAGCAAAUAAUCAGUCACGUUCAAAUCAAUUUUCUUAAACCUCGAACCAAAUGAUUUUUUGGCGAUUUUUUUUUUUCAAAAUGUUCUUAAGCACGAGUUUCGCCAAUUCUGCUUUCUAUAAACCAUUCCUGGGAAAAAUGUUUCGCGAAAACUUUGUUUACAAUCGCUUGCCGUGGGUACGAGAUGACUUACUUCAUCUGAAAUAAAAAUAUUUUUAAGCAAAAAAAGCAGUUUUAUAAAUAAGUUAUUCAUGCGAAGGAAAGAACGUCUAAUUGCAACAGACUAAAAGACGAAACGCACUUCUUUCGAACACUUCACUAUUCUACCCCUCUCUAGAUUUUCCUCGGUCCUAAGGUUUCUUUGCGCCGUCCCCCCUAACACGCUUUCAACAGGCAUUUGUGGCGAAAUUAUAGUCAACUAUUCCAGCCUCUAAUUUCAGUUCAGGUCUCAGCAGGCAGGUUCGUUAAAACGAUUUAAACUAUUUUGAGCAGGCGGCUUAAGUCUGCAACAGACUGGUAUUCAGUCAGAGUGAGACUAAGUGGAUGCUAUCUAGAACUAGAUAAAAACUGAAACACUGACUGAAACGUUUGUCGGACAUUGCAAAUGCAACUUCUUGGGAAUACAUGGAGGGAGUACCGAGCUUUAGUUGCUGUCUAGGGGAUCGUUAGAUUAGUAUACGCUAUAAGUAGACUAACAACUGGUGUUUUCACUCAUUACUUUUCAGUUUGUUGAGGCGCUGUCGCUGUCAACAAGGCUAGCAGGGGAAAAGAGAGUGUUGUCACUUGACAAGCCCGUCACUGAUGUGGACUAUGAAUUUCUACGAACCAUUUUUGUUCCUGCCAAUAAGAAUAGUUCAACGCUGACUUUCCCGCAAUUCUUCAGUGACGAAAGACUUCAGGGAUAUGCAAUUGUUUUGAACAUUCUCUCUGGUAAGACAUGAAACGUGACACAUAUCAACAGGAGAAACGGGCCACAGGAAAAACUCUCCUGAACUUAUGUCAUUAAAAAAGUAGAAGAUAUUUUUUUCAAACUGCAUCUGAAGAUCGCUUAUCGUUUCCACUGUUGUGAUCAAGGAUAAGUGAAGAAGGAAGAUUUAAGGGAAAAAACUUCGUUAUUAUUUGUUUCACUAAUUAACAUAACUGAUCCGGAUUAUAAAUACGAUGGGAGAUCAGCUAAUCGCAAUUCAGACAAAAGGCUAUGAAAGGCCAUCUUAUAAAGAAUUAAGAAACAAUAUUACGAUCACAUCCAGUUAGCCGCAAUCUGAAGUAAUGGUACAAUGGUCGACGAAAGAGUUUUAUAAGUGAAUUUAUUUUGAUGGUAACUGAGGUAGGAUUUUUAUCUAAGAUUUUAAGGUCCAGGAAUAAUAAAUAAUAAUCAUUUCUUUAGCAAUAAUUUGAAGUUACUGAAUUGCAGAUUAAGUUUUCUUUCUCGAUGCACUCAACAGAUUUGUCGGAGGAAACCUGGGAUGAAAUUGAGAAAGCCUGGGCCGAGCAGGAAGAGCCUUCGGAGUAAAACAAAAGAAGUAGCUGAUUGUUUUCAGGAGCAAUUUGAGUUUGCAUCACACGAGUCAAUGUUGUAGUUGCGAGAUGUGACAAAUAUUUGAAAUAGUCCUUUAACUGGAAGUAAUAUGAUACCCCGGUCAUAAUCACGUGGUUUCCAAUCAUUGCCCCGUUAAAGGGAUUGUUUCAGUUGUAUCGUGAAUUUUGGUAAAACAUUUAAUUAAAGCGAAAGCUAUCACAGAUGAAAACGCUCUAUCCUUGGAGCAUCAGUGGUGACGUUUUUAAUUUCAAAGUAUCAUGAUCAGUACUCCUACAGAGACUCAAAAUUUUCACAGGUUAGUACUUGUAAUCAAAUGGUGACGAGUGAAAUUAGGGAAUAAUUUCUCGCGUGUUUUGUCCAAAUCCUAAUAAUUUCCAGAGCCUUUUGAUUACCAAUUGAUAUUAUGGAUGACGAAUUGCACUCACAGUCGUUGGUUUUGGAUAAAUUUAUCGCAUUGAUUAUCGAUUGUGAACUCCGCGCACUGAAAACUUUAGAUCUUAAAUUGUUGCCUUUAGUUCAGAAUUGAUGUGCUUUUCGUGUGUCUAGGUUUUCUAAAGCGUCUUUUAGUGCCCGUGACAUCUUCAUUCAUAACAUUUCAAAACUUCGUCGCCAUCUUUUCACUGAGACAUACGCAAGGCUUCCAUUUCACAUGUGAAAGUACAAAUUAAUGCUGAAAUUUCGCGC